Messenger RNA from Puccinia graminis f. sp. tritici CRL 75-36-700-3, 495 nucleotides. RefSeq lists its product as uncharacterized. The record is from RefSeq and is a predicted model, not a curated record. Bases 1 to 495 code for a protein of 164 amino acids. NCBI's taxonomy places the organism in Eukaryota, Fungi, Basidiomycota, Pucciniomycetes, Pucciniales, Pucciniaceae. The transcript is spliced from 3 exons.
AUGCUGGCCCGCCCCCCUACCGGUCGUGGAAAAAUCCAAGAACUUCUGGAGAGGAAGCUACCUUGCCCAGGAUCUGCCAAUCGAUGUUCUGGGAAGGUUUACUGGCAGCACUGUGAAGGAACUAAAUGCCGCAUUGAUAUACACAAGACUGGCUGGGGCCUUCUCCGACACAAAGGUCUCCACAAUCAUCCUUGGCCGAACUCCAAGAAGCCUGAUCCCCUCGCUUGUUCAGAUUUGGUUGCUGAGAUCAAGAAGAAUCCCAAGGCAACCGCACUUCAACUCAAGAUUGGAACCACAGGUUCAGAUAAGAAUUUGAGCAGCAUCACCGAUAUCCAUGAAUCGUUUGGCAAUGCCGAUCGGGCCCGUUACUACAGGCGGCAAAUAUUGAAUGAUAUCAAAGAGGAUACAGACAAGAAGGGUGGCGGAGGUGAUAAAUUUUUACAUGACAUGUUUCAAUGGGAUUGGUUGAGUUGUCUCACUUUUUUUUCAUUGUGA